GAGUCUCUUGUGGGAAUAGAUUGUGAUCACCAAUGAAGACAUUUCAAGAAGUGCCACAAGCGAUCGACAUUGGCGUAGAUGAUCGGGUCGCGCCCGGCGUACGUGAACAACCCCAUAUUCUCGUUGUCGGGAUAGGCGGUGUUGUUGAGCAUGCCCACCCAUUCGUAAGCAGUAUUGUGAAGGAUACAAUACACGUGUUUACAAAUAUUAUUGCAUCAAAGGGUAGAAUUUAUACUAGACAUGUGGAAACCUCAGAUAUUAUUCACCAAUACUUACAGAAGAAUAUUGAAACGAGAAUCAGAGAAAAACACUCGAUCACUUUGAGUAAUUCGUAUACACUCACACGUUAUAAUGGAUUCUUAAAGCAGCUAAUGUAGUAGAAGAUAGCACUCUAUAUUCCUUCAUCCGCAGAGUCUGCACCAACAUCUCAUCUCUACUUUGUCCUCGCAACGUGAAAAUUGCGAGUCAAACAUUAGCAUCGAGUCUCUCUCCCGCGUAAUAUUAUCGGAUUCACCGUUUCCAGGCCCAUACAAAAUCACAGGAGGGCUGUGUGAUUGGUUCUGGUGACCACAUAGUCUAUAAUCAGUGUAAGUUCUCUGUCUCUGUCCAUUGCAUUUUCCGAGACAAUCUACAAUGAGCAUGAUUGGAAGACCA
This is a messenger RNA of Marchantia polymorpha subsp. ruderalis, 654 nucleotides long. The record is from the annotation of a GenBank genome assembly. Lineage: Eukaryota; Viridiplantae; Streptophyta; Marchantiopsida; Marchantiales; Marchantiaceae.